AUGGCAUCGGCACAGAAAAUGGUUCCUCUCGGCGACGAGGACUUGGUGUUGGAUCUCGAAGAUGAGGAAACUGCUGCACUGAGAGGCGAUCUGGCGCCAGUAGUUGGGACAAUUCAAAAGUCAGGGUAUCAAGUCAGAAUCCGUCGACAACACGAAGUCAAUGGCCUUUUCGAACCUCAUCUUUCGCAAGAGGCCACCCUUCUGGUGUUGAAGUUCCAACUCAAAGCCGACGAUCCGAAUGACCGCAUCACAUUCUUCUCAGUGUCGCUGAUAUUUGAUUCAGCGCCCGAUGCAGAUGAUGACGAUGAUCCCCCCUAUCUCGUUUCUUUCGCUCCUGCCCAAGAAGGGGCUAUAUCACUUGAAGAGCAUCAGACGACGGUGACUAGGACACAUGAAUUCAAGGUUACAGGCUCUGGGCAAGCUCCACUCAAUGUUGCAUCUCUGAAUCUCGAAGGAUCGAGGUCCACGCAGCGAGAAUAUACGCAGCAAGACAAGUACGUGCUCCAGACACAGACGUCGCGAGACCCUAUGACUCUCAGCGAGGAAAACGUCGUGUGCUGGGAAAUGAACGCCGCCAGCACCCCCGAAGGUGUUGGAGAUAGCAUUACAGUUGCGGUCUUGCUUCGACGAGCCCGCUCAUCCAGGUUCUCUAUCAGCUUAGAAGCCCAUGCGCACGUCGGGAGCAUAGCAAACGCGGUAGAAAAAGUCAAAGACCUCCUCGACGUCCGUAAGAAAAAGAAAUAUAAGACGCUGGGACGGUUUGGUCCAGCGAAGGGGGCCAAACAGGUGCCAGGUGGGCAGACAGUUCCAGAAGGUAUCGAUCCCAGCAAUUUGUACAGUUGCUCGACUUGUUCCCGAUAUGCCGCCUUAAGGGGGCCAAAGACGCCGACAUCGAGCGGCUGGAGUUUGUGA
This is a messenger RNA of Capronia coronata CBS 617.96, 912 nucleotides long. RefSeq lists its product as uncharacterized. The record is from RefSeq and is a predicted model, not a curated record. The transcript has a single exon. NCBI's taxonomy places the organism in Eukaryota, Fungi, Ascomycota, Eurotiomycetes, Chaetothyriales, Herpotrichiellaceae. Bases 1 to 912 code for a protein of 303 amino acids.